Agelaius phoeniceus (red-winged blackbird) is the source of this 955-nucleotide messenger RNA. Lineage: Eukaryota; Metazoa; Chordata; Aves; Passeriformes; Icteridae. The record is from RefSeq and is a predicted model, not a curated record.
CUAGAGGCAGGCUGAGGUUUCCUGUGUCAGCUCCACAUGACAUAUAUAGAGGUUCUGGACCUGCCAUUCUGUACCUGUCUCCUGCCUGGCCACAGCUACUGCUUUGUCUCAUCAGGACAGUGGUGGGAGAUGCUGCUGCUCCUCCUGCUCACAAAUGCUUUUGUCCUUCUGCCCUGGGCUGGGGCUGGAAGGAUCAUUGGUGGAAAGGAAGCUAAAGCCCACUCCAGACCCUACAUGGCUUUUUUAGAAGUUCAAAAUAAGACAAACACUAGUUACUGUGGAGGGUUCCUGAUUCGCCCAGACGCAGUGCUCUCAGCAGCUCACUGUAUGGAUAUAAAAAACAUAGUGAGCGUCACUGUGACUCUGGGAGCCCACAACAUAAUGGAUGAAGAAUGUAGCCAGCAGAAGAUCUGUGCUGCAAAAUGGGUCAUCCAUCCUAAAUAUUCCCGUAAAGUUGGGAAAAAUGACAUUGUGCUGCUGAAGCUGGAGGAAAAUGCCAAGAUCAAUGAGAACGUGCGAUGUAUCUCCAUUCCCAAGAAAAAUGAACGUGUGAGAGAAGGAGAUUUAUGCACGGUGUCUGGCUGGGGAUUGACAUCUAAGAAAGGGGUGAUGAGUGAUGUCUUGAGGGAGGUGGAACUGGAGGUGCAAAAUGAGGAAGUAUGUGAGCAGCUUUCCAGUAACUACCUGCGUCAGUCUAUGAUCUGUGUUGGUGAUGAAAACAGUGAAAAUGUAACUUCCCAUGGUGAUUCUGGUGGCCCAUUAGUCUGCAAUAAGAAGGCUCAUGGCAUUGUUUCUCAUGGAUGUGGUGGCCGUCUCUCCCCUGAGGUUUUCACCAGGAUCUCAUACUUUGAGCCCUGGAUCCAAAAGCAGCUGCAGAAGUUUUCACGCAAGGCAAUUUCUUGCUUUCCAUUCUCUGACUAAAAUGCUCAGUGCCCCUUCUCCACAAUGCAUCCAA